GCCCUGCGGCUCCCGCGCUGCGCUCUGCGGGGCGGGCGAGCGCGGCUGCGGCGCGGGGCAUGCGGGCAGCGCGCCUCUGAGCCCCCGGCCAUGGCGGAGAAAGUUUCGGCGGCUUCGGAGCGGGCGCGGGGCGCCGGCCACGUCGGCUCCUCUUGCUCGGGCUCCUCCUCCGGCUCGGAAACUCUCUCCGAGGAGGGAGAGCCCGGCGGCGGCGGCGCGGCGGCGGCCCUCGGCGGGGCGAUGGCUUCGGCGGAGCGGGCGAUCCCCGGCGGGCGGGCAGAGGACGACGCCUCGCUGGAGGAGCGGGAUGAAGAGCUUGAUCACAUAUUAUCACCUCCACCUAUGCCUUUCCGAAAAUCCAGCAGUCCUGAAGUGUCUUCUGGCCUUGGAAAAUCUCCUAAAUUUAAGAGGCAGUUGAGUGAAGAUGGGAGACAGCUCAGAAGAGGAAGCCUUGGAGGAGCUCUGACUGGCAAAUAUUUGCUUCCCAGUGCAACUGGACAGCAGCUGUGGCAACCUACAGAAAACACUAACCUUGUUCGGAUGCGCUACCAAACACUUGGACAGUCAGCACCUUCGCUCACUGCUAGUUUGGAAGGGACGCCUCAGAAGAGUCAUUUCAGCUCAGCACGCCACCGUCAGAGACUAGUGGAAUCAUCCGCUACAAAAGUGAGUGCCUUUAUUGAAGGACCGUUUUGA
Oenanthe melanoleuca is the source of this 696-nucleotide messenger RNA. Its product is annotated as microtubule-associated serine/threonine-protein kinase 4-like. NCBI's taxonomy places the organism in Eukaryota, Metazoa, Chordata, Aves, Passeriformes, Muscicapidae. The transcript has 4 exons. Bases 91 to 696 code for a protein of 201 amino acids. The record is from RefSeq and is a predicted model, not a curated record.